UCCCUAUCCGGAAGUCUCUUUGUUGUGCAGGAACCCGGAAGUGAGGAGAAAUAAGAGAGAUGGGUUGCGACGGGGGAACGAUCCCGAAGAGGCACGAGCUGGUGAAAGGGCCCCGUAAGGUCGAAAAGGUUGAUAAAAAUGCAGAAUUAGUGGCACAGUGGUAUUACUGUACUUUGAGCCAAGAAAAAUUAAGCAGGCCUAUAGUAGCUUGUGAACUUGGCAGGCUAUAUAAUAAAGAUGCAAUCAUUGAAUUCCUUCUGGAUAAAUCUUCUGAUAAAGUGCUUAUGGAGGCUGCAUCCCAUAUCAAGAGUAUUAAGAAUGUCAUAGAACUGAAACUCACUGACAAUCCAGCUUGGACUGGUGACAAAGGCAAUACAAAAGGGGAUAAAUACGAUGAUAUCCAGAGUGCAUGUUUCAUUUGUCCAGUAGUUGGAUUGGAAAUGAAUGGAAGGCAUCGGUUUUGUUUUCUGCGCAACUGUGGAUGUGUAUUCUCUGAACGUGCUCUCAAAGAAAUUAAAACAGAAGCUUGUCACAAGUGUGGGAUCCCAUUUCAAGAGGAGGAUGUGAUUGUACUUAAUGGUACCAAAGAGGAUGUUGAAGUGCUGAAGAAACGAAUGGAAGAAAGAAGACUAAAGAGUAAGCUGGGAAAGAAAUCCAAGAAAUCUAAGGCAGCCGAGACCACCGUGAAGCCUGAACCCAUUGAAGAUUCAUCCAAACCUUCUGAAGCAAAUACUGAAAAGAAUGCCACAGUUACUAAAUCUGGAGAAAAGAGAAGCAUUGCAUUCUGCAAGAGUACAGCAGUCAAUGAGAGUGCUUCAUCUUCAUCUGGAAAAGAAAGCAAAAAUGUGAAGCGGCCCAUUGCAAAUGCUGAGAAGUCUGAAGCAUAUAAGUCUAUUUUUACUUCCCACAGCUCAGCCAAACGCUCUAAGGACGAGUCUUCCAAUUGGAUUACGCAUACAGCUUACUAUUUCUAAAAUGUCAAUGUGUGUGAUUUCUAGCUCUUUCCCACUCAUCUGCUUUCCCUCUUACAAAGGAAGCCUUUGUUAUCUAGUAGUGUGCAAUUUCUCAAAUGAUAUAAUGCUCCAGUCAAUAUCACUUUGUAUUAUAUCUAAUAAAAAUAGAGCUGAAGUUAUCUUUGUUUUGUUUUAAAGGAAAUGAUUUGAAGAACUCAUUAGGAUUAUUAUCUAUUGCCCUUUGCGCAGUUUGAAUUAAUUGGGAUGGUACAAGCAGUGGGUGAUUUGAUUACAGCAUCCAAGUUAUAUGGGCACAUCUGUUGCUUGGCAGGCAUCCUGUCUACCAGCUCUGAUUAAGUGGAAAUGUCAAGCUGAGAAUCUAUAAUAAUACAACAGGAAGCCAGCAUUUCAUUCUUUUCUAGCUUUGUAUGAAUGGGUUAAGAUGCAACAUGGAUGACACCACCAUCCCUUUCCCUGUGUCUUGUCUAUAGUGAGUCCUAGUUAUACAGCAUGGAGUUUUAAUGUUCAAUGUGGCUGUGGGAUGAUGGAUCACACACAACAGCUUUAUAGGUUCUAUCCUGGCUUGUCCUCCUCUAGCUGUAUAGCUCUCUCCGGUCAUGCUGAAUAUUUAAUCUUAAGUGUUCAUCCUUCAAAUUAAUCAAAGAAGCAAAACAGGGUCUUUUCUCAUUUUCGAACUCCUUGUACUUGCAAAUAAAGACACCAUUAUUUGUUUGUGAAA
Molecule: messenger RNA, 1692 nt
Organism: Anolis sagrei ordinatus
Lineage: Eukaryota; Metazoa; Chordata; Lepidosauria; Squamata; Anolidae
Gene: RTF2
Product: replication termination factor 2
Biological process (GO): site-specific DNA replication termination at RTS1 barrier; mitotic DNA replication termination
Cellular component (GO): nucleus
Source: RefSeq, a predicted model, not a curated record